Molecule: messenger RNA, 3531 nt
Organism: Canis lupus familiaris (dog)
Lineage: Eukaryota; Metazoa; Chordata; Mammalia; Carnivora; Canidae
Gene: ARID5A
Product: AT-rich interaction domain 5A
Exons: 7
Coding region: 1307-3145 (612 amino acids)
Biological process (GO): regulation of transcription by RNA polymerase II
Cellular component (GO): nucleus
Molecular function (GO): transcription cis-regulatory region binding
Source: RefSeq, a predicted model, not a curated record
GAGUGGAGAGAGCAAGAGUAGAGAGAGAGCGAGAGCACGAAGGAGAUAGAUACAGGCGGUGCAGUCUGGCACUAGGUCUCUGACAGGCUCUAUGGCCUUGAGCUAGUAACAGCCCAAGCCCCUCAAGUGGCUCAUACUGCAUCCCUGCGGCUGUUUAUGGAGCACCUGUUCCCAGCCCCACAGCACCGUGAGACCCCGAGGGGAGUGAGCAGGACUAGCAGACCUCAGAUCUCACCAUGAGGACUGUGUGUGCACACACUUGGCUGUGGCCCACGUGGGAAGACUUGUUUCUCACUUUGUUCUGCUUAGAACAUUGGACCCAUGGGGGUCUAGCACCCCCACCUGUGGAUGGGGAAGCAGUGGCUGACUUGAUGAAACAUGCACCUCUUUGGAGUCAGAGCCGAUUCCCAUCUCUCCUGCCCGGCUCUUACCUGAUUCCAGCUCAUCAGUGGAGGCAGACUCUUUUUCGCAGAUGAACAGGAGUGGUGUGAUGGGAGACUGCAGACCCACUGGGGCAAGAAGCAAGCCCACACCCUUUGAGCAGAUAUGGAGCUUGGGGUCUCCCUGCUUCCAUGAAAAACCCUAGAUCUCAGGGUUCAGAGUCUUGGGACAGGCAGACUGCUUUGGUUCUGAAUCCCAGCUUUGCCAGUAGGAGGCUGAGUGACCUCAGGACACUUACUUAAAGCUCUGGGAUCUUCAGGGAUUGUAUCUGUGAAAAGGGGGAGAUAGCAUCCACUGGGGAGCUGGGAAGGUUCAGUGAAGCAGAGUCCAAAAAUGCCUAGUCCUGGGCCCACCAGAACACUGACUGGAGUUGGAGUGUAUAUAGUAUGGAGAGGGAAGUAGGGAAUGGCUUGAGAACAAGUAGCCUUCAGGGAGCAUCAUCUUUUGGAGUUAGUGACUGGUACUGACCUCUUCACUGCUGUGGUUUUCAGGACCUUGGGGCUAUGGGGUUAAGCAGACUCGGGUUGCUAGCACCAGAUGGGCCUUGGACAGUCCUCCCACCCAGCACUCUGCCACCCCCUCCUCACUGCCCAGUGAGGCACUUGGUCACGAGGGUCCAGGGGCUCAUAUCCUGGCCCAACCAGCAGCCCCCUGUCCUCUUUCUACAGCGGCAGGAGGAGACAGCAGCAACUGUGGAGCGAAAUCCUACCCAAGGUUACCAAAGCUUUUCUCACACUGUUAUCUAGCUGCGCAAAACCUGAGGAAUGAGCUUAACAGGAAACACACGGGACUUGUAAGAAGGAGCAUCUGGGGCCAGCAGAGGGAGAACUGAAUGUUGGAGACAGUGUGGUCCUGAAAAAGGCAGAUGCCCUAUCGGAAAGGUGUUACUUCUCCUCAAACACCCCCUAUCAAAGGGAAAAGGAAGCAGUCAGAGGAGGGUGAUCCCCUAGACCCAUCUGUGUCCCCUCAACCUGAUGGUGAGCAGAGCAGGAGCCAGAGCCCCAUCCAUCUGGAGGACUCCCCCGAGGCAGGCGGGGAGCGGGAGGAGGACCAGGAGCGGGAGGAGGAGCAGGCCUUCCUGGUCAGCCUCUACAAGUUCAUGAAGGAGCGACACACGCCCAUCGAGAGGGUGCCCCAUCUCGGCUUCAAGCAGAUUAACCUGUGGAAAAUCUACAAAGCAGUGGAGAAGCUGGGGGCCUAUGAGAUGGUGACCGGCCGCCGCCUCUGGAAGAACGUGUAUGACGAGCUGGGGGGCAGCCCGGGCAGCACCAGCGCAGCCACCUGCACACGCCGCCACUACGAGAGGCUGGUGCUCCCAUAUGUGCGGCACCUGAAGGGGGAGGACGACAAGCCACUGCCCCCUUCCAAGCCCAGGAAGCAAUACAAGAUGGCUAAGGAGCCUCGGGGGGAUGAUGGGACCACUGAGAAGCCGAAGAAGGCCAAGGAAGAGAAGCGGUUGGAUCAGAUGGUGCCAGGAAAGAUGAAAACAGAUGCUGCCCCUGACCUGGCACGGCUUCCCAACCAGGAGGCCCCCAGGGAGGGCCCAGAACAGCCAGGCCCGGCCCUGGGGCCCUCUCCACCCUUUGGGGGUGCCAGCGGCUGCCCUGAGGCCUACAAGCGGCUCCUGUCCAGCUUCUACUGCAAAGGAACACAUGGCAUCAUGUCACCACUGGCCAAAAAGAAGCUCCUGGCCCAAGUGAGCAAGGCAGAGGCCUUGCAGUGCCAGGAGGAGGGCUGUCGCCACGGGGUAGGCAGCCCUAAUGGGGACCCCCAGGCAUCCCCUGCCAUUCUCCUGUCGGAAAGUCCUCAGAGCCCAGGAAAGCCAGCUGAGAACUCCAGGCACCGGCUAACCCCUCCGGAGGGGUUACAGGCCCCUGGUGGCAGCCUCAGGGAGGAGGCUCAAGUGGGUCCCCGCCUACCAGCCCCCAUCUUCACUGGCUGUUUCCACGCAUACCCCACUGAGGUGCUGAAGCCCGUCAGCCAGCACCCCCGGGACUUCUUCCCCAAUUUUAAAGAUGGGGUGCUAUUGGGGCCCCCUGGCAAAGAGGAAGGCCUGGCAGUCAAAGAGCCCCAGCUGGUGUGGGGCGGGGAUGCCAACCGCCCGUCUGCAUUCCAUAAAGGCAGCUCUAGAAAAGGCAGCCCCUACCCCAAGCCCAAAGCCUGCUGGGUGUCCCCGAUGGCCAAGGCCCCUGCUGAGAGCCCUGUUCCCCUGUCUACCUUCCCUAGCAGCCCCGGCCUGGGUACCAAGCGCAGCCUGGAAGAAGAGGGCUUUGCCCAUGGUGGCAAAAAACUGCGGGCAGUGUCUCCCUUUCUUAAGGAGGUGGACGCCAAGGAGUGUGGGGCCAAAUCUAUGGGGUCUGGUGUGGCCGUGUCCUGCCUGCUGGGCCCAGCGCUGGGGCCUGCCCUCCCUGAGGCCUACAGGGGCACCAUGCUGCGGUGCCCACUGAACUUUGCUGGCACCCCGGACCACUUAAAGGGCCAGGCCACUCUCCCCUUCAGCCCCCUGGUCAUCCCUGCCUUCCCGGCCCACUUCCUGGCCACUACAGGGCCCUCACCCAUGGCCACAGGUCUGAUGCACUUCCCCCCGUCAUCCUUUGACAGUGCCCUUCGCCACAGACUUUGCCCAGCCUCGUCUGCAUGGCAUGUGCCACCUGCCACAACCUAUGCAGCACCCCACUUUUUCCACCUCAACACCAAGCUUUAGGUUGGAGCUUGCAGUGCUGUGCUGUGCUAUGCUGUGCGGGGUCUGAAGUGGCCUGAGAUGAGUAGGCACUGCCAGGGGUCUGGGCUGGAGCCUGUUCCCCAGGAGAGCUUGGCUGUCCCCAAUGCAGGAACGUGCCCCUGUCUGGGCAGCCUGGCAUAAAGAGGGAGGCAGUGGGAAAACUGGGUUUGUCUCAAGGAAGCAACCCAAGCCUGGAGCCCCAGUUGUGGCAGGGCCUUGGGAGAAGACGGUGCCUGGCUGGCAGCUCCCAGCUAGGUCCCCAGAGCAGAAGCCAGGAACGUGCCGAAGGGCUGAGGAGCUGGUUAGCAGCUUGAGGUGUCCAGGCUGCCCAUGGAAAAUCCAAUAAAAGACCAAUGUGAAUCCACUCA